This is a messenger RNA of Acanthopagrus latus (yellowfin seabream), 1799 nucleotides long. RefSeq names its product interactor of HORMAD1 protein 1. NCBI's taxonomy places the organism in Eukaryota, Metazoa, Chordata, Actinopteri, Spariformes, Sparidae. The transcript is spliced from 8 exons. Bases 109 to 1434 code for a protein of 441 amino acids. Gene Ontology annotation, biological process: meiotic DNA double-strand break formation; DNA recombination; homologous chromosome pairing at meiosis. The record is from RefSeq and is a predicted model, not a curated record. Gene Ontology annotation, cellular component: condensed nuclear chromosome.
UGUCGCUCUGGAGGAUCACAUGGCGGGAGAUAAACACUCGCGAGCUCACCCCAGUGUUCGCCGUCGUCUCUGCAGAGUGUGCUAACCUGUUAACAGUAACUAAACACAAUGAAUCACGUGAGGAACAUUAAAGAAAUGUUGAGCAUCCCAACUGGAAGCAGGAAUGGAGCUACCAGUGGCUACUCCAGUUUUACAGACUCUCAGAUUUUCUUUGGGUCUCAGUUUUGGCCUGAAAAUUCUCAAGGCUUAUCACAAGAUAUGAGUGUGUCAUCCAGGACCUCCCAACAAAGUUCACAAGAGGGGAGUGACAUAAAGGUUUUAAGCAGUUAUCACACAAAACCUCUCCUGUUUGGAGACUUAAAGGACAAAAGUAAAGGUUUCGGAUUACUGGAUAAAUUUGAGGAGGACAAGAAACGGGCAAAAGAAAAAGCUGACAGUGAUAUUUUAGCCAAAGAAUGUCAGCAUUUUCGAGAAACUCUCAACAGUAUCCAACAAGUGGUCGCUGGCACAGAGAGAAAUACUGCUGUUUGCCAGAUAGUCCUUGAAAAAUUUGAAAAUUUUGCAUCAACAUUGCAAAAUAAUUUCAACAGUCUACAGAGUGAUGUUUCCCACCAGUUUGAGACAUUGCUGAGUAAAGUGAAUUCCCAGAAGGAGAAGACGACUGAAUUGGAGGAGAUGGUUCAAAAGAGUGGAGACGUCACAUCAAAACUUGGUUCAAACCUGCAAAGCUUAAAGGGUAGUCUGGAGUCUCUGAGAGAGGAGCAGGAGAGAGAAAAAAAAAUGCUUGAAGACGCUCUUAAGCUGCUCCGCACUCUAGUUUCAGAGCAGUCAGUCAAACCCUGCCCCAUGAGAGUGAUGGACAGUGCCAUUCAGACAUCGCCAGGGCUGGAACAGUCAUUUUCAAACAUCCUACAGGACAACAAGCUUGAGGACACACAGUCUACAAGUAUGACACAAAAUCUUGAGCACAAUCAGGGUAAAGUCCCCCCUCAAGGUAUCAGCUGCGUCAGAGAAAAGGGGAAGUUCACUGUGAGAGGCCAUAGGAAGCGCAAAAAGCGCCCACUGGUGCUCUCACAGAGGAGUAAGCAGACAGUCCUGGAUGAAAACAGUCAGUCUCUCCUGAACUGUGACAAACAACCGAAUGUGUCAAUGCCUCUCCGUGAGCGUCGUGAUCUGAACGCAGUAACCAACCAGGACAAGGCAGUCAGCCCAGACUGUGUACUACCGGUGAGCAGGGAGAGGAAAUCCGUAGCUUCUGGUUGUUUCAUCACCCCUCUUAGCUGCUGGUCUCAGGACAGCAACAGCUCUGUGUGCCUCGCGGGAAUGGAACCCAUCUUAGAGAAGCUCCCAGCGGAAUCCAGGACGGGGACCCCAGUGAAACCUGAAGGCAUCUGGCAGUUGUUUGACAUGAAUGACUCUUUCAUAGGCUUCUAGAGGCUAGGGCUCAGAGCAACGAAGCAUUUAUUUUGUUAGUUUGGGAGUGAAGUCAAAAGUAUUUGUUAUAUUUAUUAUAAGGUGUGACCUAUGUUCUAUUAGCUGUGGAGUUAUUCAGUUUCUGUCUUACAUUUAUGGUGGAAUAGUUGUGCAGAUUGUGAAAAAGCUUUAAUGACAAAUAACGAAAAAGAACAGCAUGAUCCACAAAGCAUUACACAUUUAAAAUUCUUCCUCUUCUUAGCUUUUUAUGCUUACAAAAAUACUGUAACAGUUAUGCGUCUCGGCUGUCUUUAACUUUAAACUUGUUCUGUUUAUGUUUCUGCUGACUUUACAUUGAAAAUAAACUACAAGUGUUUGCAAACAAA